GUUUCAAAGCUUCUUUCAGGAAGGUCUACGAGAGAGUUUCGAGAGAGGAGGGGAAUGGCGGCGCAGGGGGCCGGCGACGGCGGUGGCAGAGAGGAGCCGGUGGUAGUGUUCUCUCCGUCGGAGAUCGAGUAUGUGAGCUACGGCGGGGAGCACCACCUCCCGCUCAUCAUGGGCCUCGUCGACGACGAGCUCAGCGAGCCCUACUCCAUCUUCACCUACCGCUACUUCGUUUACCUCUGGCCCAACCUCACCUUCCUCGCGUUCCACAAGGGCAAGUGCGUGGGGACGGUGGUGUGUAAAAUGGGGGAGCACCGGAACACCCUUAGAGGAUACAUCGCGAUGCUUGUCGUCAUCAAACCCUAUAGAGGGAGAGGCAUUGCUACCGAACUUGUUACUAGGUCUAUCCGCAUGAUGAUGGAAUCUGGAUGUGAGGAGGUGACUCUUGAAGCAGAAGUUACAAACAAGGGAGCUCUUGCGCUGUAUGGUCGCCUAGGAUUCAUACGGGCAAAGAGGUUGUUCCGAUAUUACUUGAAUGGAGUGGAUGCUUUCCGCCUGAAGCUAUUGUUCCCUCGCCCCAAUCCCACCUUUCUUGCUAUGCCAGAUAAAAAUGAUAGCCAGAACCAACCUGAUCACCAUCCAUGAGAAUGCUCUCAAAUUUUGUCAUGAUCUCUAGUCCAAGGGGGGAUGCAGGCAAAGGCAUGGAGCUGACCACCUUCUUACGCAUGUAAGGGGUCUCUAAACGGCUAAGAGAAGUGUUGCCGUGCAUUGGUUGAUUUUUUUUUCCGUGAUAAACAAGAUAUGAUCUUUGUUCAGAUCCUUGAGACUACAAAUUUUUUGGUUUCAGAAGGAAACAUGAAUUUUGUUGGAUAAGAUGAUGAGUAACUGCUAUAUCUGAUGAACUGUAACAAGGAUUAUGCUGACCAGGGGUGGAAGAAAAGGGUGACAUAUUUGCUUCUGAACUUAUCUCAGUGAUUGGGAAUUUUUUAAUAUCAUCAGUGUAUAUUGAAUCUA
Elaeis guineensis (African oil palm) is the source of this 1011-nucleotide messenger RNA. RefSeq names its product N-alpha-acetyltransferase MAK3. Gene Ontology annotation, cellular component: NatC complex. NCBI's taxonomy places the organism in Eukaryota, Viridiplantae, Streptophyta, Magnoliopsida, Arecales, Arecaceae. The record is from RefSeq and is a predicted model, not a curated record. Gene Ontology annotation, biological process: N-terminal peptidyl-methionine acetylation. Gene Ontology annotation, molecular function: protein-N-terminal amino-acid acetyltransferase activity.